UUGAAAAACAAACAAUGCUUACUUUCAUCACAUCAUCAAUUAGGAAAAUACCUCACUUAAUGUUUGAUACUUUUCCAGAUCUUCAAGUAUUGCACAUGGAAAACUGUUCGGUUGAAACGUUUGAAAAGCCUCAAUUCGAGGGUGCCAGCAAUUUAAUGAGUUUAUUUUUGGGCCACAACUUGCUAAAAGAUAUACCCAAGAAUAUAUUUUUGGGAGCUGAUAAUUUAAACACCCUGUUUCUAAAUAACAAUCAAUUAAAAGUGUUGAAUAAUCAAAGUUUUAAUGCUUUAAAAGAGUUAAAAAUACUGUCAUUGGAGAACAAUCAGUUGGAUAUUUUGCCAUCGGGAGUGUUUGUUCAUAUGAAUAACUUAUUCGAUUUAAAUUUAGCUGGAAAUCAGCUGGAGCUAUUUCCGAGGAAUAUUUUUGAAAAAAACACCAACCUAAAACGGAUUAGCCUGGCAAGAAAUCGAUUUAAAGUUUUUGAAUCGGAAUUGUUCAAAAUUCAAACUCAUUUAUCGUAUUUAGAUCUUUCGGGGAAUAUACUGCAGGAGUUGACUAUAAACAUUCCAAUUUUAGAUACUGUUAUUGUCAAUAAUUGUGAUUUACGCAAGUUGAAUGUGUAUGGCACUGUCAAAGAACUGGAAUUGCGCAACAAUUCCUUAAGAGAAAUUCCACAUAUUCCAAACGCUCUUAACGUAACAAGUAUGGAUUUAUCACUCAAUCCUUUGGGUUCUCUCCAAGGUCAUCCAUUUCGCAGAUACACUAACUUGUUGCGGUUAAAUUUGAGUAGUACUAACAUGCACGAGAUUAGUGAAGGCAUAUUUAAAAAACAAUCACUACUAAAAUUACUAGACAUAUCAUCUAACUCCCUGUUCAAUUUGAAAUUCGUCGUUUUCGAUAGUUUAAAAAACUUGCAGUAUUUUCACUUUCAGCAAAAUAACUGGAAUUGUGAUUUUUUGCAACUGCUAAUGAAUUCGUUUGUCAAAAAACUCAACAUCUCUUUUAUGGAAGAUUCAGUUGCUCCUGAAUUAGUUGAUGAUUACGUUGAUGGUGUUGCGUGUUGGUAUGAAAAUAAUAAAAAUUCUAAAAAAUGUGACGAUGGCUCAGUUUCCGAUGCAGCCCUGGAGUUGGCGAUCGUUCGGAACGAUAUUAAACAAAUGAUGGAUACGAUUGAAAAAAAAUUUAUCAAAGUCUAUCGAUUAUUAGAAGAAAUGAAAUUACGAUUGUAAUCAUAACAAAAUCAUAAUAUGUCAAUUCACAGCUGGUUUUAUAUUAUUAUAAGCUAUAUUGUAUAUUUUUGAAU
This is a messenger RNA of Calliphora vicina (urban bluebottle blowfly), 1303 nucleotides long. It is a transcript of the gene alrm, whose product is annotated as astrocytic leucine-rich repeat molecule. Lineage: Eukaryota; Metazoa; Arthropoda; Insecta; Diptera; Calliphoridae. The record is from RefSeq and is a predicted model, not a curated record. The coding region runs from base 15 to 1229 and encodes 404 amino acids. Gene Ontology annotation, molecular function: protein binding. The transcript has a single exon.